CGUGGUUUAAAGUUCCCACCUCAUCCUUCAAAUCAUUUCACCAAUACUCCUACUGCCUAUUGCCCCAUUGCUUUGCUUCUUCCUCCGCCUUUUUAACACCUCAUAUUAACUGCAAUUUAAUAACCCCUUUCCUCUCUCCUUCACACUUCUCGUGUUCUCACUUAUGCCACCAUCAAUGGCUUCCCCUCCCCUAUGACACCUCUCUCUCUCUCUCUCUCUUCAGUUCCAGCCUAUUUGCAAGCGAAGCAUCAACGGGUGACUUUUGAUACGAAAUCUUCUACCGUGCUUCUAAACUGGAUGUUGGUCAACUGAAAAAUGGGGUGUUGUGUUUCCACAAGUAGCAAGAGUUCUUGUAGCAGCAUGAGUGAUGGAGACGUCGUUUCUCCACCGUCUUGCUUUGAAAUCACUAUUUUUGGCGGACAAAGAAGAACAAAAAGAACGUUUGUGAACCACGUAAGCGCCUUGCAGCAUAUGUCCUCUAUACCAAACCGUAUUUUUACAAACGGGAAAAGCCGAAGCUCUUGCAUAUUUACUCAACAAGGUCGUAAGGGUGUAAAUCAGGACGCGAUGAUCGUGUGGGAAGAUUUCAUGGCAGAAGAUUUGACAUUUUGCGGAAUCUUUGAUGGCCAUGGACCUUAUGGUCAUCUGGUUGCGCGUAAAGUUCGUGAUACGUUACCGUUGAAAUUAUUUUCAUUUUUUGAUUCUUUCGAGUCAAAGAAAAACAAAUCUGCUAGCACUAUUUGUUGCAGUCAAGACACUGUAUCCGAAGGAGCCGACUGUGAAACUGGAAUAGAAGAUAAAACAGGCUUGUCAUGGAAAGAUGCAUUUUUGAAAUCGUAUAAAUCGAUGGAUAAAGAAUUGCGGUAUCAUCCCAGUUUAGAUUGUUUUUGUAGCGGUAGCACCGCUGUCACCAUUGUAAAACAGGGAUCGAAUCUUUUUAUGGGAAGCAUAGGAGAUUCACGCGCUAUCAUGGCAUCUUCCGACAGCAACAAUUCACUUGUAGCGGUUCAAUUGACCGUUGAUCUGAAGCCUGACUUACCAAGAGAGGCUGAAAGGAUUAAACGUUGCAAAGGUCGAGUUUUCGCGUUGCAAGAUGAACCCGAGGUAUCAAGAGUUUGGUUACCAUUCGAUGAUGCACCAGGGUUAGCAAUGGCACGUGCUUUCGGAGAUUUUUGUUUGAAGGAGUAUGGAGUUAUAUCGGUUCCGGAAUUUUCGCACAGGGUUCUCACCGAUAGAGAUAAGUUCAUUGUCCUCGCUUCAGACGGGAUUUGGGAUGUUUUAAGCAAUGAAGAGGUGAUCGAGAUAGUGUCAUCAUCUUCAACUCGGUCAUCUGCGGCAAGAAACCUAGUUGACUCAGCUGCUCGUGAAUGGAAAACGAAAUACCCGACGUCUAAAAUGGAUGAUUGUGCGGUAAUUUGCUUAUUUCUGGAUGGUCGGAUGGACUCCGAAUCUGAUUGUGAAGACCAAGGGUUCUCGUCUGCAACACUAGCAGGUGAAUCGGAUGAUGGCCAGAACUGUGAGCCAUCGUUGCAGAGAAACUGUACGGUCAGAUCACCCGAAGAGAACCCUGAUGGUUUAACAAUAGUUGGGGAUGAGGAAACGGCUGCUGGGUGGUCAGGGUUGGAAGGUGUCACCCGAGUUAACUCGCUUGUCCAACUUCCGAGAUUUUCGGAAGAGAAACCCCGACCGUGAUUGUUUGUAUCUCUACUUUAGUUAACGAAAUGUUGGAAUGCAUCCUUUGUAUGAUUCUGUCUUGUGUCUGUAUCGAACAUGAGAAGCGUAGAAGGGAAAAUCUGUUAAUGUUAAUCUAUCAA
Helianthus annuus (common sunflower) is the source of this 1814-nucleotide messenger RNA. RefSeq names its product probable protein phosphatase 2C 52. Gene Ontology annotation, biological process: protein dephosphorylation. The coding region runs from base 316 to 1692 and encodes 458 amino acids. Lineage: Eukaryota; Viridiplantae; Streptophyta; Magnoliopsida; Asterales; Asteraceae. Gene Ontology annotation, molecular function: protein serine/threonine phosphatase activity. The record is from RefSeq and is a predicted model, not a curated record. The transcript has 6 exons.